CUUGACACAAGUUGACCUGCAAAAAAAAAACCCGGACAGUUGAAAUUCUUGGAGACUUGAUCACCUGGAAAACAACUUCUAAAAACAAACUGAUACCUGAAGAAAAAACAUACAGCAGUAAAACUACAGUAAAACCUACUGGAAUUUCCUGCUAAAAUGACUUCUAGUGGAGCCCCUGCGGCUGUGGACCUGUCGACCACACGGAGAAUUCAUUUUCCACGUGGUUUAUUCGGGCCUCCGAGCCCUGACCGCCCUGUCGCUGUGAUCGCCCCCUAUAACCCAAUCCUGCCUGAUUACCAGGACGACGAGGAAGAGAUUGACGUUGUUGGGGAAGGUGAUGUGGACGGGCUUCAGGAAGCUGGGCUUCAGGAGGCUGAGCCUCAGGGAGGUAAUGCGGAAGGUGAGCAGCAGUUUCCACCACUGCAUAAUUGGGUGGAGGAGGAAGAACAAGAGCAAGUUCCUUUUCCUGUUUACUACCCUGUUUACUACCCUGUUUACUACCCUGUUCCCUACGCUGUUCCCUACGCUGAUCCCUACGCUGUUCCCUACGCUGAUCCCUAUGCUGUUCCCUAUGUUGUUCCCUAUGGUGUUCCCUAUGGUGUUCCCUAUGAUGUUCCCUAUGGUGUUCCCUAUGCUGUUCCCAAUGCUGUUCCUCACCCUUAUCCUCAACCCCCUUAUGAUCCUUAUGCUUUUCACCAAGAUCAUUACGCUUAUCCUCAUGCCCCUGCUGAUCCUCCUGCUGAUCCUCCUGCUGAACCUUUUCAUGAUCCUAUCAUACCUGAUGUUGACAAUUUACUGGCCAGGUACAGGUAUGAGCAAUUUGAAGAGGACGAGAACGAGGACGAGCAUGAGGGUGAAAACGAUAUCGUUGGACUUGAUAUCUCUGAACUGGAUGCUGAGCUCAUCCGGUCAGUCGUCCUAGUAGAUUGGUCUGACGAGGCAGUCCUUCCUGAAUCCCCUGGCCUCGGCUGCUCCAGGAGACGCAGGCACGAGAGCGACAACGAGGAGGAGACUCCUGCAAAGAGGUGGAAGUGGUCUGAUGUGUGGGACUUGGAUUAACUCUACAAUGGGUGGGCUGACAUCCCUCCUUGAAACAUUGGAGCAAGUCCAUACCUGCCCUUCAUCACUUCCACAUCACAGUAGGACCAAUGGUUCCCAUGGUAGCUUUUGGGCUGUACAUAUCUAUUUGUGUAUCUCUUCAUUUUUGCAUAGGGGAUCGAUCGACUGUAUUUCUGUCACCCUGUGAACUCCCCGUGCAUGUAGCCUUUGCGUCUGGCGGGGCUGUCAACACCCCAAGUAGCGUCUUGCACUGGGGCUUGUUUGGAAAUGUUUUGUAUAUAUAUAUUUGUGUAUCUCUUCAUUUUUGCAUAGGGGAUCGAUCGACUGUAUUUCUGUCACCCUGACGGCCAGCCUUUGCGUCUUGCAGGGCCUGUGAUGCCUCAGGUAGCUCUUGCGUCUGGCAGGGCUGUCGAUUCCCCGUGCAUGUAGCCUUUGCGUCUGGCGGGGCUGAUGAAGACAAGGGUAGCCUUUGCGUCUUGCGGGGCUGAUGAAGACAAGGGUAGCCUUUGCGUCUGGCGGGGCUGUCAACACCCCAAGUAGCGUCUUGCACUGGGGCUUAUUUGGAAAUGUUUUGUAUAUAUAUAUUUGUGUAUCUCUUCAUUUUUGCAUAGGGGAUCGAUCGACUGUAUUUCUGUCACCCUGACGGCCAGCCUUUGCGUCUUGCAGGGCCUGUGAUGCCUCAGGUAGCUCUUGCGUCUGGCAGGGCUGUCGAUUCCCCGUGCAUGUAGCCUUUGCGUCUGGCGGGGCUGAUGAAGACAAGGGUAGCCUUUGCGUCUUGCGGGGCUGAUGAAGACAAGGGUAGCCUUUGCGUCUUGCGGGGCUGAUGAA
Messenger RNA from Etheostoma spectabile (orangethroat darter), 1887 nucleotides. RefSeq names its product unconventional myosin-XV. The record is from RefSeq and is a predicted model, not a curated record. NCBI's taxonomy places the organism in Eukaryota, Metazoa, Chordata, Actinopteri, Perciformes, Percidae. The transcript is spliced from 2 exons. Bases 157 to 1059 code for a protein of 300 amino acids.